UGGAUAACAGGCCCCAUACCUGUAAUUAUUGCACAUUUGAAAGCUGCUUUGAGCCAAUGAUUGACUUUUGGUGCAAUAUAAAUAAAGGACGUGUAUCCUGACAGUUGAAGUUGGGGGUGACAGUAAAUGAUGUGAGAGUCCCCAAGGGAAUGACUGAGCUGCAGGUGUAGGCAGAGACCUGUGGGAAUGAAAGGGUUACAGAGCAAAUGAGUGGGCUGGGGACUGGGGCCUCCUGCUAAUUAGAGCUGCUUCGUUAGAGUCAUGGGAGAGUUAAUGGGAAGGUUCCAGCUACAGGUAUAAGUAGGGAGGCAGCGGAGACUUGUCCAGCGCAGAGGAUAUAGGUUCCCCCAUGGCCAGGAGGGAAAUCAAUGUCCCUUAUCUGAUCCGCUCACAGCCCUCCCCUCCCUCUUUGGUAUCUGCCCUGUUGCUCUCGGCUCUCAUCCUUCAUGCCCCCGGCAGCCAGGGGCAAAUAGAGACCAUCGGCAGCCUCAACUUCUCCCUCGGGCUCGGAGAUGGAGGCCCCAGCACUAAGAUUGUGGUAGGGUUCCAAGCCCCCUGGAACUUCUCGUACCCCUUCAGCGCCCAACGCCUGGGCUCGGCCAUCCAACUGGCCAUGGAAAAGAUCAACCAAGAGUGGGACUUGUCCUUCCUGGAUAACAACACGUUGGAGUUUGUGUACGCCGACUGCGGCUGCAGCUCCAAGCGCUCCCUCAGCAACUUCAUCACUCAGUACCAGAAGCACCACAUCUCCGCCCUCAUUGGCCCGGUGUGUCCGGAAGCGGCCGAGGUGACGGGGCUGCUGGUUUCCUCGUGGAAUAUUCCCAUGUUCGGGUUCGUCAGUCAGACCCCCAAGCUGGAUGACCGACUCAUGUAUGACACGUAUAUCAAGAUGGUGUCCCCCCUGAAGAGGAUUGGGGAGGCCCUGGUGAAGACCCUGCAGUACUUUAAGUGGAACUCGGUGGCCAUGUUUGGUGGGGCAGUGGCCGGGUCCACCUGGAACAAGGUGGAUGAGUUAUGGCAGUCGCUGGACGGCUAUCUGUCAGCCAACUUCACUGUCACUGCCCGGAUAAAGUACGACCCCGGCAGCCCAGAGAGUCUUCAGAAGAGUCUCAGGGAUGUUGCUCUUGUCUCCAGAGUGAUCAUCCUAGUGACCAGCUCAGUCGAUGCAAGAUCGGUUCUGAUUGAAGCAGAAAAGCAAGGGUUAACAGACGGAACGUACGUUUUUAUUAUGGUGCAACAGUUUGAGGUCAGCGGUUUCCUGGAUAAUUUCUGGAAAGACUCCCUGAAAAGUGAGACUGAGAUUAUCCUGAAGGCCUACGAGGCGGUGCUGAUGUUGGCCCUGAAUUCGACCUAUAGCUACGCGGCUUUCAUGAAGGAGGUGUAUCACAAGCUGACGGAGGCCCCGUUCUAUAGCGAAAUCACCUCAGAAGCCCAGGUGAGCCCCUAUUCUGCCUACCUUUAUGACUCCGUCCUGCUAUACGCUUUGGGCCUGAAGGAGUUGUUCAAGCGAGGGAAGAACCCGUCAGACGGCAGAGCUUUGGUGGAGAGUAUAAAGGGUUACAAUAGGACGGAUCUGUACGGGAUCACCGGCUCGCUGGGCAUUGAUGAGAAUGGGGAGAGGUUCAUCGACUACGCGGUGUAUGACCUGCAGCAUUCUGAUAACACCUCCCGAUUUGUUCCAGUCCUGCGCUUCGAUAGUCACCUGAAAACUAUGUCCCCACCUCAGCGCUACCUUUCAUUAACUGGCCCGGAAGCAGUAUCCCCAAGGACCGGCCGCAAUGUGGGUUCCAAAAUGAGUUCUGCCAAGCGGCUGUAUACCCCAGUGAUGGCGCUAAUUGCCACCCUAGUGCUGACAGCGGUGGGAGGUUUCCUGUUCGUCCUUUUCCUUAUCAUUCAGAAGUGGAGGCUUAAAAGGCAUUUUGAUAGUGAUAACUGGUGGCACAUUAACUACGCGGAUAUCACCAUUCUCAAGGAUCAAAAGAACACGUCCAGAACCUCCCCCGUGAGCACCCCAACAUCCAAACGACUUGGAAGCUUUGGAUCCAGUGCCGUGAUCUCGAGCAACCAGAGCUAUGGUUUAACCGACAAACAGGGCAAGGAAGUCUUCUAUGCAAUCAUAGGCCUCUAUCAGGUGAAAUGUGUACAAUCUACUAAAAAGACAAAAGGUGAAAACAGCCCUCAGGAUUCCCAGGGUAACAGUGUCGCUAUCAGACACCUCUCUGACCAGACGGCAGGAUCCCGAGUCAGGAGGCCGUCAGUCGUGCGCGAAUUCCGCGUGAUGCGAGAAAUGAAAAAUGAAAAUUUGGUGACUUUUUUUGGGGUGUGCACCGAGCCCCCUAAUGUGUGCAUCGUAACCCAGUACUGCAAAAAGGGGAGUCUCAAGGAUGUUCUGAUGAACCACGACAUUGAGUUGGACUGGAUGUUCAAGGUUUCCUUCGCCUACGACAUUGUCAAUGGAAUGGGAUUCCUGCACAACAGCCCAUUGAAUUCUCAUGGGAACCUCAAGCCGACCAACUGCCUGGUAGAUAGUCGUAUGCAGGUCAAACUCUCCGGCUUUGGUUUAUGGGAAUUUAAACACGGGACAACCAUACGGGAUAUUACAGGGAAAGAUGUCAAUUAUACAGAACUGUACUGGACGGCUCCAGAGCUUUUGCGACUGGAGAAAUUCCCGUUCCAGGGGUCCCAGAAAGGAGACGUAUAUAGUUUUGCCAUACUAAUGAGAGAAGUGCUUCACAGCAGUGACAAUGGACCAUUCCAAGACCUCUCCUUGGAACCUCAAGAAAUCAUCAACAAAAUCAAAACCCCUGAUUCCCGUGUCCCAUUGAGACCAUCUCUGUCGGCGGAAAAGUGCAACGAGAGGAUUGUGGCUAUUCUGAAACUGUGCUGGGACGAGAACCCCGAGAGGCGCCCUUCCUUCACCUCCAUAAAGAGGAGCCUCCGAGAUGCCAGCCCUGAGGGACAUGUCAGUAUCCUGGACAAUAUGGUGAGCAAACUGGAGAAAUACGCCAAUCACCUGGAGGAAGUUGUGGAAGAGAGGACGGUGCAGCUGAUGGCAGAGAAAAAGAAGACAGACAAGUUAUUAUCUACAAUGCUGCCCAGCUUUAUUGCAGAGCAGCUCAUGUCCGGGAAGUCGGUGGAACCUGAGAGUUUUUCUUCCGUCACCAUUUUCUUCUCCGACAUUGUUGGGUUCACAACGUUGUGCUCGGCCAGCACCCCUCUUCAGGUGGUAGAUUUGCUGAAUGACCUGUACAGUUUGUUCGAUGAGAUCAUUAAAGCCUACGAUGUAUACAAGGUAGAGACUAUUGGUGAUGCCUACAUGGUCGCCAGCGGCCUCCCAAUAAAGAACGGACUUCAGCACGUGGAGGAAAUUUCCACAAUGUCUCUGCACUUUCUGAGUGCCAUGCUGAGCUUCAGGAUACGGCAUAUGCCGGAAAUAAAGUUAAAGCUCCGCAUUGGGCUCAAUACAGGUCCUGUGGUGGCUGGAGUAGUCGGGGUCACUAUGCCGAGAUAUUGUCUAUUUGGCGACACAGUAAACACAGCAUCGCGAAUGGAGAGCAACAGUUUACCCCUUCGCAUCCAUGUUUCUGAAACAACAAUGGUAGCUCUGGAAUCUGUUGGGGGCUAUGACUUAAAGGAAAGGGGGUCGAUUGAGAUAAAAGGCAAAGGCAGACUAAGAACCUAUUGGCUUCAGGGUAAAAAGGGAUUUCCGAUGCCUCUCCCAGAAUUCCCAGACACCGAGGAGCCAAUCAGUUCUAUAUCUGAUCUCUGACACCAGGAAUCUCGGGAUGUCACCGUCUCGGCUACACCAGGAGCAGAACUGAUCCAGUCAGGGAUGUCAGGGACUCAUCGUUUACCCACUGUGGGACCAAGAUGAGCCGGGUCAGACUCACUGGGACGUAAAGAACCAGAGUUAUUUUUCUCAUUAAUAUUAACUCCUCUGCCGGCUCUAGGCUGUAACCAAGAGAAAUUGACCCAUUCCUCCAGAUCAGCAAUGUUCUGUUACUCAUACUGCAAUGUAUAAGAAACAAAAUGGCGCCUUCAUUCUGAAUAGAGAAACGUCUUCAAGGAAAACACAGCAAGUCCAAUUGUUUUGACUUAUUACUACAGAUAUACCAUGA
Xenopus tropicalis (tropical clawed frog) is the source of this 4118-nucleotide messenger RNA. RefSeq names its product guanylate cyclase 2G (gene gucy2g). The record is from RefSeq and is a predicted model, not a curated record. Gene Ontology annotation, cellular component: membrane. The transcript has 23 exons. Bases 350 to 3769 code for a protein of 1139 amino acids. Gene Ontology annotation, biological process: intracellular signal transduction; cyclic nucleotide biosynthetic process; cGMP biosynthetic process. Gene Ontology annotation, molecular function: magnesium ion binding; ATP binding; guanylate cyclase activity. Lineage: Eukaryota; Metazoa; Chordata; Amphibia; Anura; Pipidae.